Molecule: messenger RNA, 5207 nt
Organism: Carassius auratus (goldfish)
Lineage: Eukaryota; Metazoa; Chordata; Actinopteri; Cypriniformes; Cyprinidae
Product: G protein-coupled receptor kinase 4-like
Exons: 16
Coding region: 334-2100 (588 amino acids)
Biological process (GO): protein phosphorylation; regulation of signal transduction; signal transduction
Cellular component (GO): cytoplasm
Molecular function (GO): ATP binding; G protein-coupled receptor kinase activity
Source: RefSeq, a predicted model, not a curated record
CACUCAUUCUGGUUGUAAGAUGAUCCCUCCUCCUCCAGAGCUGACGGAGUAAGCGAGUGCUGCUCGAGACAGGAAGGACUGCUGAGCACUGAAUGCUAACAAGGGGGAGAGAGAGUACAUGUCCACGGCGAGCGAAAAGGUGGGGGGUUCAACAGCGAGAUAUGGAGAAAUACAAUUAACCUGCAAUGUGCCAACGCCAAAUUCACGCCGAUCACAACCAUCCUCACCACCGAUCAUCACCCUCAUCCUCACCGCCACCAACAGCGCGCGCGUCCUUGUCUUUUUCCUCCUAAGUGAAAUGUAUCGGGACUGUAUGGGAUCUUUUUUCUGACAAUGGAGAUUGAGAAUAUCGUGGCCAACACCGUGCUGCUGAAGGCGAGGGAAGGAGGAGGAGGGAAACGGAACGGACGGAGCAAGAAAUGGAAGGAGAUGCUCAAACUGCCUCAUAUCAGCCUCUGCGAGGAACUUAGACGCACUAUUGAGAGGGAUUACACUAGCCUUUGUGAGAAGCAACCAAUUGGUCGUCAGUUAUUUCGGCAGUUCUGUGACACGCAGCCCAAAUUACGGCGGUGCAUAGAGUUCCAGGAUGCUGUGGCAAUGUAUCAGGUGGCUCCUGAUGAGAAGAGGAGAGACGUUGGUUUAAAUAUUUUAGACACAUAUUUUAAUAAUGGGUCGGCAGCUCAUCUACCAGAGAUGGCUCAGGAUGUGGUUGGGGAAUGCAGGCAGAAACUGGAACAGAGUCCCUGUAAAGAGCUGUUCCAGGAGUGCACCAGGAUAGUUCGUGAAUAUUUAAGUGGAGAGCCAUUCUCGGCAUAUCAGGAGACAAUGUACUUUUCCCGUUUUCUUCAGUGGAAGUGGUUGGAGAGGCAACCAGUUACCAAAAACACUUUUAGACACUACAGGGUAUUGGGCAAGGGCGGAUUUGGUGAGGUUUGUGCCUGCCAGGUUCGUGCCACUGGUAAGAUGUACGCCUGUAAAAAGCUGGAGAAGAAACGGGUGAAGAAAAGAAAAGGUGAAGCAAUGGCAUUAAAUGAAAAACGCAUUUUAGAAAAAGUUAACAGUAGUUUUGUAGUUAGUUUGGCAUAUGCAUAUGAGACUAAGGACGCUCUAUGUUUGGUGUUGACUAUAAUGAACGGUGGAGACCUGAAGUUUCAUAUCUAUAACAUGGGAAACUCUGGCUUUGAUGAACAGCGUGCCAUCUUUUAUGCAGCAGAGAUCUGCUGUGGUUUAGAGGACCUUCAUCGAGAGAGGAUCAUCUACAGAGACUUGAAGCCUGAGAAUAUUCUUCUUGAUGACCGUGGGCACAUCCGUAUUUCUGAUCUGGGACUGGCCGUCCAAAUUCCAGAGGGUGAGACGAUACGAGGGCGCGUUGGCACGGUGGGAUACAUGGCACCGGAGGUCAUUCAGAACGAGAGCUACACCUUCAGUCCCGACUGGUGGGGUUUGGGCUGCCUGAUAUAUGAAAUGAUUCAAGGUCAGUCUCCUUUUCGUCGCCGCAAAGAGCGUGUGAAGCGAGAAGAGGUGGACCGCCGUGUGUGUGAGGACCAGGAGGAAUACACUGAGAAGUUCUCUGAAGAAGCUAAAGACAUCUGCCGACAGUUGUUACGUAAAGAUCCAAAGGAGCGUUUGGGGAGUCAAGGUUGUGGAGCGGCUGAAGUCAAACUGCAUCCUAUUUUCCGAAACAUCAACUUCAAGCGAUUGGAGGCCAACAUGCUAGACCCGCCGUUCUGUCCUGAUCCACGUGCUGUGUAUUGCAAGGAUGUUCUGGACAUAGAGCAGUUUUCUACAGUCAAAGGCGUAAACCUGGACCCUACAGACGAUGACUUCUACCACAAGUUUGUAACAGGAAGUGUCUCCAUCCCAUGGCAAAAUGAGAUGAUUGAGAUGGAGUGCUUUAAAGAGAUUAAUGUGUUCGAGAUGGAUGGAGCACUGUGUUCUGAUCUGGAUGUGAACAAGCCAAAUCCAGCACCCAAGCGAGGAUUCUUCUACCGUUUUUCCGCCGAGAGGCAAGUGCUAGCGUGCCGCCCGCUGCGGUCAGAGGGGGUGGGGCUUGAGGUUUGUUUUAGUAAUGCCAACAGUGAGGAGGAGGAGCCAUCUUGACUUAAAACCACUCCCACUUCCCAUCAGCUGCCAAUCAGAAUGCUAAACGUAUGAAUGUUCAACUGUAUUUAUGAACUGUAUUAAACUGUAUCAUAAUUAAAGAAAAGGGGUGUGAGUUUAAAGAAUUUUGUACAUUUGUACUUGAAUUAUGUGUAGAUGUAUAUUUUCACUAAAGGUUGUAUUGUACAAAAAGCCAUAGAAAUACCACUUGAAUGCAUAUAUAAUGUUUUUAUUGUUAUUAUUUUUCAUCUGUACUGAAUAUGAAAUGUGUAUUUCUUUUGAAGCACAAUAUAAACCCUCACUUUUCUCGUUUAAUGCUAGCCUCCUAGCACUGCCUUUGUUUGUAUGUUAGAUUGUUUGGCUGGACAGAUUUGGUUUUGUACAGUGGGAUGAGAUAAAUGAACAUAAAGAAAGGAGUACAAAUGAUCUAUUCAUCAUUAUCGUUUCUAGUGGUCAGCUGAAAUGGGUUGAUGGCUGAUGGUCAAUUGCUGAUAAAAACUAUAGCCCACAUAUACUGUACAGCGGGGUCCAAUGAUCUGACAACGCUAAGCAAAAUGCUUCUGUUUUUUAUAUUUCUAAUUCCGUACAAUUUUUUAAAUAUAAACGAUAUGAUCAGCAUAACAGCAUAUUUGAUUAAAGGUUGAAUUGAAUAUUAACCAGAAUAUUAGAAUGUCAUAAUAUAACCAAAUUGGCUUAUUUGAUUAGUAAACAACAACAACAACAAAAAUGGUGUAGAAACAAUUUUCAUUCAGAAAUUGCUAGUAAAUUUCUACAAAGUAAGAGCAAGAAACCGUGAAUUGAACAUGAAACUGUGAAGCAGAAAUAGUAUUUAAUAUUUCACGAGAAUAUGAGAUGCUUCAUGUUCAUUUUAGAUAACUCUACUUUUUUAAAAAUCUUCUUCUAUAGCAUUCUAUUUAUUUCUAGUUAUAAAUUACAAUGGAGAGGUGUAGAUUUUCAGUGUAGCCUCAGACUUAUGGACUCCACUGUAUAAGUUAUAAUUUUAAAACAAAAAAUGUCUUUUGACAAAGCCGUUGGUGGUAGCUAGUGCCAAUAGCCUCAAAACGACCAAAUAUCGGACAAUUAAUUAGCUUGAUUGAUAUAUCAGUCUGUUUCUAGUCUUUCUGCAUAGUUUUCAUGCAGUUCAUGCAACUGUUAAGUUCCAUGUCUUAUGAACAUGCGGCAAUGGUCAAUUUCCUUUAAUAUGUAGAGAGAAGAGCACAGGAUGUUCUAGAAUCUUACAGUGUGAAACAAGUCAUUUCUUUAUCUUGGAUCUCUGUGCAUCAGAUGACUAUUACCUGUUUUGGUCAUGUGCAUAAACAAGACAAAAACACACAUUUGUUCUAACUUUAAAACAGUAGGACAUAUUGUGCAGUUGCCCACUGAUAAACAGUUUACAGUGGCUUACCUUUGGCGAUAUCUAGAGAGCAGAAUGACUGAUGUAAUGCUUUUAUAUAUACGUAAAUAUAUGUAUAUAUACUGAUAUAUAUGAGUCACUUAAAGGAAUAGUUCACCCCAAAAUGAGAAUUUGGUCCACCAUAUCCAGGUCAUCCAAGUGUCAAUGUAGAUGAGUUUGUUUCUUCAUUGGAACAGAUUUUGGUGAAAUGUAGCAUUCUAUUACAUGCUCACCAAUAAAUCCUCUGCUGUGAAUGGGUGCCAUCAGAAUGACAGUCCUAACAGCUGAUAAAAACAUCACAAUAAUCUACAAGUGAUCAGUGCAGUAAUCCAAAACUGUAAACAAACCCAUCAUUAAGAUGUUUCUAACUCAAAACCAUUGCUUUUCAGCGGACAUCACUGGAGGAAUCGUUAUCAUGGAUUAUAGACUGGUAUUUUAGCCAGAAGCAACAGUUUAAGGUUAAAGCGCCUUUUUGGGGUGAACUAUUCCUUGAAUCAUAAUACAAUAUAUUUACUCAAAAUACACAUCAAAUUGAAAAUAGAAAAUGCUUGUUAUUCUUAAACGAGGCUUUUGUUAGAUUUUUGACCAGACGCAGGGGAAAACCAAUAAUGAAAGUUUUGUUAAGUGGCUGUAAUUAUGGACUGAUAAUGAUAAUCUCAAAAUGAACCAAAUGUUGUCCAAUGAAUCACUUUUGUUGACUGUUUGCUGAUAUCCACCACAUUUAGUUCAGCUUCCUGCCUUUGCUCUUAUGGUUACCUUCAGUGCCAUCAGGAAUCUUUACAGUGGUAUCAACAGGCCAGUGUAAACCACCUAAAUAAGCUUCAUCUUCAAAUUUGCUCACAUGACGGCUCUUAAAUGAGCUGUUGAUUUUGCCUUAGGUAUCAUAUGUUCAGUUAAUAUUCCAAACGGGGUAUUGAAUGAUCUGUUAAUGAUAAUCACAUGCACACUUUAUGUUAAAUUGUGAUUACUCAUUUUGUUUUACUUUUGUGUGUAUUUGUAUGCCAUUAUUUCAGUCACAACGAGGUAAUGCUUCCAUUCAGAAAUGGGAAUUAGUCUCAGAUGUUUCAUUCCUAAAUGUGUAGGGGGAAAAAAUCCCACUGAAAUGUCCUUUAUAUAGGAUAUUUUAUUUUGAUGCAGUUCUCUAAAGCAGAAAUGUAAUUUUUAAAUUUUAAAUCUUAAUUUUUUAUUCUCAUAGCCAGUCGUAAUAUGCAGAGACAAAAUAAAGCAUUCAUAUGAUAAUUCCAUCUCUGAACACUGUUCUGUUCGGUUUGAUGGAGAAUCACAACCAAUGGCAUGAGUCGGGGGGCGGGGUUAUGACAUACUGCAGCAUUGACAGUAAAGCUCAAAUAGGAAGCACUGUUUUACCUUUGACUGCUCCAUCACCCAUAUUUGUUAUUCUCUUUAUGAGGAUCUUUAUGGUCCCUUUUGCAAAGCUGUGAACCUAAACUCUUCUGUUAUUCCCACGUGUGUGCAUGUUCUACUGUAUCCAUGGUUUUACAAGAGGAAGAGCACUCACAUUAGUUGACAAUAAAAUUAUGAGUUGACAUAUGGCCAUUAAAAUGUACAUUUCAUUCUCUAUAAAAACUCACAAGAAUGUUUGUGUUUUUUAACCUUGUAUAUUUGAAGAUUACACUGCCUUUUCCCUGUUUUCUCCUUGCAGUCACAUCUUUGAUUGAAUUAUUCUAUAUAUAAAAUAAAUAAUUUAGUUUAAAAA